ACAUUCUGUUUGGGCUCUGCAUUUCCAGUAAGCUUUUGACCCUGAAAAAGGCAGGCGUGUAUCCUCCGAGAAGCAGAGAGGUACAGACUAAAUGGAUCUAAAGACAGCAGUAUUCAACGCAGCUCGUGAUGGCAAACUGCGGCUUCUUUCCAAGUUACUGGCAAGCAAAACAAGAGAAGAGGUUGCUCUGCUGAUGUCAGAGAAAACCAAUGGUGCCACACCACUUCUGAUGGCAGCCCGUUAUGGUCACCUUGACAUGGUGGAAUACUUGUUGGACCAUUGCUCUGCGUCGAUAGAAGUUGGUGGUUCGGUGAAUUUUGAUGGUGAGACCAUUGAGGGGGCUCCACCAUUGUGGGCAGCAUCGGCAGCUGGCCACUUGAAGGUGGUUCAGUGUCUGUUAGAUCAUGGUGCAUCUGUCAACAAUACAACUCUGACAAAUUCAACGCCGCUUAGAGCUGCCUGUUUUGAUGGUCACCUGGAAAUAGUAAAAUAUCUUGUGGAGCAUAAAGCAGACCUGGAAGUAUCAAACCGUCAUGGGCAUACAUGCUUGAUGAUCUCAUGUUACAAAGGCCACAAAGAAAUUGCUCAGUAUUUACUUGAAAAAGGAGCUGAUGUCAAUGUUUCUUCUCUUGCAGGAAACACCGCGUUACAUGACUGUGCGGAAUCUGGAAGUUUGGAGAUCAUGAAGAUGCUUCUCAAGUAUUGUGCUAAAAUGGAAAAGGACGGUUAUGGAAUGACUCCCCUUCUGUCAGCUAGUGUGACAGGCCACACAAAUAUUGUGGACUUUCUGACUCAGCAUGUACAGACCAGUAAGGCUGAGCGCAUAAAUGCUCUCGAACUUCUAGGAGCAACAUUCGUGGACAAAAAGAGGGAUCUGCUUGGUGCUUUGAAAUACUGGAAGCGAGCUAUGGAAAUGAGAUACAGUGAUAGGACUAAUAUCCUGAGCAAACCUGUGCCACAAACACUAAUUAUGGCAUAUGAUUAUGCUAAAGAGGUAAACAGCUCAGAAGAGCUAGAAAAUCUUAUUGCAGACCCUGAUGAAAUGAGAAUGCAAGCACUAUUAAUUAGAGAACGUAUUCUUGGCCCUUCUCAUCCAGAUACAUCCUACUAUAUUAGAUACAGAGGUGCUGUCUAUGCAGACUCUGGAAACUUCAAGCGUUGCAUCAACUUAUGGAAAUAUGCUUUGGAUAUGCAGCAGAGCAAUCUUGAUCCACUGAGCCCUAUGACAGCCAGCAGUUUACUAUCAUUUGCUGAACUUUUCUCCUUCAUGCUGCAGGAUAGGGCAAAAGGCCUGCUAGGCACUACUGUCACAUUUGAUGAUCUCAUGGGUAUACUGUGCAAAAGCGUUCUUGAAAUAGAACGGGCCAUGAAACAAACCCAGUGUCCCCCUGAUCCCAUACAGCUGAACAAAGCCCUUUCCAUAAUUUUGCAUUUAAUUUGCUUGUUGGAGAAGGUACCUUGCAGCUCAGAACAGGAGCAUUUUAAGAAACAGACUAUUUACAAGUUUCUUAAGCUUCAGCCUAGAGGAAAGAAUAACUUCAGUCCACUUCACCUUGCUGUUGACAACAGUACUACAUGUGUGGGUCGUUACCCAGUUUGUAAAUUUCCCUCUCUACAAGUUACUGCUAUCCUGGUGGAAUGUGGUGCUGAUGUAAAUGUCAAAGACUCUGAUAACAACAGUCCAUUACACAUUGCUGCACUGAACAACCAUCCAGACAUCAUGAAUCUUCUUAUCAAGUCAGGUUCACACUUUGAUGCCACAAACUUGCGUAAACAAACUGCUAGUGAUUUGCUGGAUGAGAAGGAAAUAGCAAAAAAUUUAAUCCAGCCCAUAAAUCAUACUACGUUGCAGUGUCUUGCUGCUCGUGUAAUAGUGAAUCAUAACAUAUUCUACACAGGGCAUAUCCCUGAAAAACUAGAGAACUUUGUUUUGCUCCAUAGAUGAUACUGUGGAGUCCCAGAGUACUGUUUUUGAAGCACGAUUUGGUGACGAUACUUUCCUUGAGCACUGUUGUGAUACACCAGCGUUCCCUUAGCUUGCUCCAUCUUGCUCUCAUUGGCUAAAGCGUUGUUAGCAUCAGAUCUGCAGAGUUGGUUAGCCAGUAUUUAAUAUGAAUAUGCCAUAUAAUAUAUUUUGUGGAUUAUUUAGAAAUGUAAUGCCAUAUUUAGACUCCUAAAAUUGUCUGCCAAAGGCUUGUCUAUUCUGGUCUUAUUUGCCUGUUGGGUGUUUGGGACUGAGUUGAGUAUUUUCCACUGAUGUCUUUUUACUAUAACUGUUGUGUGGAUUUUAUACAGUUGGAAGGUCAUUUUUUUUGGUUUUGCUUGAGCAUUUCUACUCUUACUGUGUUCUUUUUCUAUGGACUCAUUGCUAAACUGUACAAGUUGUAUGGACUUGUUAACAUUUGCAACUACC
Messenger RNA from Cariama cristata (Red-legged seriema), 2413 nucleotides. It is a transcript of the gene FEM1C, whose product is annotated as fem-1 homolog c (C. elegans). Lineage: Eukaryota; Metazoa; Chordata; Aves; Cariamiformes; Cariamidae. The record is from RefSeq and is a predicted model, not a curated record. The coding region runs from base 92 to 1945 and encodes 617 amino acids. The transcript has 2 exons. Gene Ontology annotation, molecular function: protein binding.